Phyllostomus hastatus (greater spear-nosed bat) is the source of this 4164-nucleotide messenger RNA. RefSeq names its product family with sequence similarity 124 member A (gene FAM124A). The transcript has 4 exons. NCBI's taxonomy places the organism in Eukaryota, Metazoa, Chordata, Mammalia, Chiroptera, Phyllostomidae. The record is from RefSeq and is a predicted model, not a curated record. The coding region runs from base 109 to 1752 and encodes 547 amino acids.
GACCCGGAGACGCUGGCGGGGACGCCUGCCAGCUCCCGCUGCCCGCGGCUGGGCGGCCCGGAGGGAGCGCGUCCCAGGUCCCACCGGCGCCGGCGGUCCGCGCGCGCCAUGGACCGCAAGGCGGGCGGCGGCGGCGAGGAGGAGGAGGAUGACUGCGUGGACUCGGGCGCCGAGACCGGAGGGUCCGACUACAGCCACAUGUCCUCCACGAGCAGUGAGCUUUCUGUGGAGGAGGCUCAGGACCCUUUCCUGGUGAGCAUCCACAUAAUCGCAGACCCCGGGGAAUCCCGGCCCCUGCAGGAGGCCAUCGACAAGGUCUUGGCCUGGAUCCACCCCGACCUGCAGCUGUUCCGGGUCUCCGAACGCAGGGCGGCCCGGCGCCGGCGGAGGGCCCCGCGGGGGACGCAGCCCGCGCUGGCCGUGCUUCUGUUCCUGCAGGAGGACUUCGGCGAAGAGCGCAUCCUGCGGCUGCACCGCGCGCUGCGGCGGCCGCCCUGGCGCCACCACCACACGGAGCGCGUGCCCGGCAGGCUCCUGCCCUACCUGCCCGGCAGCCAGGACUUCUUCACGCUGGCGCCCGGGACGCCGCUGUGGGCCGUCCGGCCCGUGCACUACGGCCGGGAGAUCGUGCGCUUCACCGUCUACUGCCGCCACGACCACUACGCCGACAGCCUCCAGUUCUACGAGCUGGUCCUCAGGCGCAGCCCCAGCCAACGGAAGAAGGACUUCUGCAUCUUCCCCAUCUUCUCCAACCUGGAGGUGGACAUCCAGUUCUCGCUCAAGAGGCUGCCCUGCGAUCAGAGCCCGGCGCCCACGGACUGCGCCGUGCUGGAGUUCCGCGUCAGGGACCUGGGCGAGCUGGUGCCCCUGCUGCCCAACCCCUGCAGCCCCAUCAGUGAGGGCCGCUGGCAGACGGAGGACCACGACGGGAACCGGAUCCUCCUGCAGGCGCAGAGGACGCACAGGAAGUGCCCUAAGCCCAGCGGAGCCCGCCACCCCUCCGAGCAGGAGCCUGCCUGCGCGCCUUCCCCGAGCUCCUCCACGCUGAGCAGGCCCCCUGGCGGCGGCCGGCGGCCCUUCCAGGACAGCCCAUCUCUGGGGCCCAGCCAGCCAGUUCUGCCUGCGCCGCACCAGCAGGAACUGGCCGGACGAGCCGGCAGCGCCCCCGGCAAGUCCGUGUUUCAGAGGAGCAAGUCCUUGUUCUGUUUGCCCACAGAGGACCCAUCCACAGCCCGCGCGGAUGUCCCGCGGAGUCGGUCAGGCACAGGUGUCCCAGGGCACUGGGCACCAGAGUGGAGACACGGCCACCUCCUCUCCAUCGACGACUUAGAGGGGUCCCAGGAGACGGACGUGGACACGGGCCUGCAGCUGUCUUCCUCGGACCUGUCCGUGGUCUCUGCCUACUCUGCACCCAGCCGGUUCUGCGGCGCCUGGGAAACGCCCGUCCCCUCCGAGGGAGGCGGCGGCCACUGCUCAGAGCACAAAGGUGCCAGAGCAGGACCGCUGCCCACUGGGAGUGGGGUGACCACGGAGACCCCCUGGGCUUCCCUCCCUCUCUUCACCAAAGGGCCUUCGCGCUCCCUGGCGACAGGGGUUGCUGCUCCCCCAGCUUCUGGCGCCGCCUCACUCACAGGGUCGGCCUCAGAGCGCCCUGGAGGUGUUCGCAACACCCAGCGGACUGGCAGAGACUAUGCCCCGCCCCCAGCACUGGCUGGACCCGGGGACAGUGACACAGAGGAAUUUUACAUCUGAACACCCUCUACUCUGGUUCUUUCUCAGACACAGCUCGGCUUCCCCAGGUCUGUCUGGAGCCUAAUUCUCUGAUUCAUCGGGCCGUUAGCACCCCUGCCAUGCCCCCCCUUCUAGGGACUGGGUGGGAAGAUGCUGGCAUUUUUAUGCAAAUAAAUCCUCAAGCUUAAGUCGUAAAAUAUAUUUUUAGAAUACUCAAUACCACUUGAGAGAUGGUGUAGUGCGUUUAUACAAUUCAAGGGCUUCAUACAAUUAUUUGCAAUGAAAAGAAAACCUAGUCAGCCAGAGCUGAUUUGGCAGUUUUUCACGCCGCGAGGGGGGAACAGUUAAAGCCAAAAUGUCGAACGUGGGAAAGACACUGACUGCGUGAGAAAUUAAUGCACAGUAACACACUGUACAGCAGGCUGGGUCUGGCAGCCAGACCCACGUGACCAGCGCACGGCGACCCCUAGGAGUUCCCAGGCAGUGCGCGCAGCGGAAAGGGCGGCUCGCUAAAGCAGCUGGAAACACAGAUCAGCCUCCAGUCGUAGCUCAGGCCUCGCAACAUCUGCAAAUCCGGGUUUACACUGAAGUGGCUCAUGUGCUUUAUAAGCAUUUAGCACGAGUAGAGAGUUCUCCUGGUGCAUUUAAAUAACGUUUUGAGUCCCCAAAACUGGAUGGGCGUUCACCUGCUCGCAACACACGCACCAUAAUGAGUGCGGACCCAGAGAAGAUCCCUCCGCCACCUGCUUGUACUGGGCUCACUGAGGAGUGGUCGCUCACUGAGAUUCCAGAAUGAUGCGGGAUUUAGACAGCAUGGAGAGGUGGUCUUAGGGUUCUUCAGUUUUAAAACCUGCAAUCGAAGGGCUGUGUAUGUUUCAUCGAUAUAAGUGGCAGGAGCCACAUUUGAUACUGCUUUCUCCAGUAAACAGGCGUGGCCACCCUGCCUUUUUCACUUUUCAAGACUGUGUAACAUUGUAACCAGCGUUUUGGUGGCAAUAAAUGUCCCUUCUGCGAACGGGAUGCUGGGCACGAGAUGCUCCCUGCACACACACCACCGGGGUGCUGGCCUUGCACCAGUGCGCAGGCGCAGGCGCCGUCCCUGAAGCCCGAGCUUCCUCCCAGCCUGGGGCCUUCCGGCCCGUAGCCUGCCUCAGUCACAGUGUGAGUGGCGGUUCAGCCUCGCCUCUCCCCGACUCCAGCAGGGUGUGUAACAGUCCCACCCUCCGCAAUGCCCACGGCAGCCUGCGGGGGCAAUACCCAGCCAUCCCGGUGGCUGUUACCUCUGGGGAAGAGUGUGUAUUUGCCUUGCUCGUUUCAGAUCCGGUGCUCCUUGUUGCUCCUUGGUGCUCUUUGAUGCUCCUUGGUGCUCCUUGCCCAUAUUACUCACAGCCCAUCUGCACCUCUCAGGAAGUGCCCACCCAGCCCAGGCACAGCCUCGGAACCCUCCCCGCACGGCCCUCCAGGGAGCCGUUUCCAAGCCUCGGACUCACACCGAAGCCUCCGUCUUGGCCAGCCCUGCCAAUGAAAGCCUUAGAUCUUGCCCCAAACACCCUGGAUUCCAAAUUACAAUAGUCCAGUCCAGUUUAAAUAAAUAAAAACAUGCAAUUCCAGAGGUGAGCAAACUUUUUCUGUAAAGGGCUAGAUAAUAAAUAUCGAAGCUUUGCCACCCUGAUGGUCUCUAUGGUAACUACUCAACGCUGUCAUGAUCACAGGAGAGCAGCCGUGGACAAUAGUAAAGGAGUGGGAGUGGCUGAGUUCCAAUAAAACUUUAUUUACAAGAGCAGGAGGAGGGCCUGAUUGGGCUCAAGAGUUGCAGUGUGCCAAUGCUCCGGCUAGAUCGAGGCUGGUUUAAGACUCCAGCCACAGUCCGAGACAGAGAAUCCAGGUCUGCGGCCCCUGCCCCUGUGGUGCAUGAGGCCAAGACGGCUGUGGGCUCCUCAGGUCGUGCCAGUGACUCCAGACCCCGCAGGGAGGGGCUUCCUUCUGCCAAGAGGACCCCUGGAAGGCCACUAGCUGCCCACCUCCUGCCCAGAAACGGACUCACCAUCAGUGACUGUGAGGAACAGCAAGAGGCCCACGUGAGAGAGGAGGAAAGAAAUAACGUGGGGACGAUAGCUCGGCCUCCAAGGGCCAGGAGUGGGGGGCAUGCACGGGAGCAGCAAAACUCCACGAGGCAGAAACGAGCGGACCAGCUGCCGAGGGAUGGCCCCUCCCAUCGUCACUCUCAAUCAGCGGCUUAGUUCAGUGUCCUGGGGUGGACCCCUAGAGCUGCCUUACAGCCCACCUCCGGGCGCACCUAGAACUGCUCUCUGGUCCCACCCUUCUUCAGAGGCCCACCCUCAGCUGACCCCGAAGGACGUCAGCAGCACCCAGCAGAAGCAGAAAACGCAAGGUGCCCCGUAACCCAGAGGGAAGGGAAGCCCAGCACACACC